GACUAAAAUCCUAAAACUGAUAAGAUGAUGCUCGAAAGGGGGCGGUUUUCGGUGUCCUCGGUUUAACAUUUCACUGGGCGUGCAACUAUUCUCCUCGAUUCUUUUUAACUGCAGUCGUCGCGUGUCUGCCGGUCCGAUUUCAGUUCGUCAGCCAAGAAUGAGGAGCUUCCUCUUCGUCCGCCUGACGGUCCUUGCCGUUCUCUGUCAGAGGAUCUACGCGAUCGUGGACUGUGAAGUAAACACGGCUCCUAUGUUUCAGUUAAAGCAGCAUUUGCUUUGCGGCUACGACGCAGACGUCAGGCCGACCCAGGAUCAUAGGAAUCCUACCAAUGUCACCGUUUUUAUAAGUAUCGAGCACUACAGUGUGUAUGAAACGACGAACGCCGUGAACUUACACACCUUCACGAAACUGAUGUGGAAAGAUCCUUUCUUCACGUGGACACCGUCGAAAUACGCCGGUAUCGAAAAGAUUCACGUGGUGAGCAACGAGAUUUGGAUGCCGGACGUUACACUGCACAGCGCGUCGGACGCGGGCGUUGACAUCAAUAUGCCGAAGACAGACUGCGUGAUUUUUACGGGCACAGUGAUGUGUGUUCCGCAGGUGGUGUACACGAUGAAUUGCGAGAAAGACACCACAUGGUGGCCGUACGAUGUAAUAACCUGCGCCCUGCAGGUUUCUUCCUGGGCUUACUCCGUCGAGGACGUUAACACGACUUUCACGAACAUUGAGUACAGCAAGAAGGAAAUUAUAAGCGACAAGGAAUGGGGCCUGAUCAAUAUUACCAUGAAUGAACGCGUGGUGGACUCCAAGUUUGGUUCGGAUUUCCGCAGUAAAUUGAUAACGUACAAUAUUCUUCUCCAAAGACAGUCAUCCAUCAACGGUGUGAAUUACGUUACCAUUGCCAUAGUACUGUUCGCGGUGACUCUGAUAAUCCUCUGGCUAGAGCCGAAUUCCGACGAGCGUAUGCUACUCGCCAGUCUGAACUUCAUUAUGCAUCUACUCGCCUUGACGCACAUGGCUUGGACAGUCCCCUCUAAUGGACACAGUGUUCCGAAACUAGUCCUUCUUUAUGAAGACUCCUUUCUCUUGGCGAUGUUUGCACUGAUGUUAACGAGUGUCCUGCGCCACAUGCAUGGGCUGACUAUCGACGCGCCUUCAUGGGUAUCUUCGGCUUCGACCUUCAUUCUGAAGAGCAGAGUCGGUCAAGUAUUCCUAGUGACCGUUUCGGAUCCAAAAGUGGCUGCUCAGAUGGAGGCGAGUACGGAGGACAACACGAAUCUUGUGUCCUCUGAGAAGAAACAAUCGACUUGGAGAUGUACGUCGAUUCUGAUAAGAUGGCUUUCGUUCGUUAUUGUCUUAUUUACUUGUACAAUAUUGUUAGCCGUUAGGCUUCCGACAAGCAAAUCCGCGUAUCCUAUUGUAUGAAAUACAUAAUUACAAAGGGAAAGUUCCAUCGGUUACUCUGGAAGAAAGAUUGCGAUUAAAAGUUAUUUGUACAAUAAAAUAUUACAGAAAAUAAACGCUGGCGAUUAUUUG
Nomia melanderi (Alkali bee) is the source of this 1537-nucleotide messenger RNA. NCBI's taxonomy places the organism in Eukaryota, Metazoa, Arthropoda, Insecta, Hymenoptera, Halictidae. The record is from RefSeq and is a predicted model, not a curated record.